AUGAGUUUAACAGGAGGUUAUCAUCUUCCAAAAACCAAUGGCAAUAUGCCACAUGAUGAUCUUCUGAUGCUUGAUGCGACUUCAACACAACAACUUCAAUCUCAACCGCAACGACCAUCACCUCCAUUUUACUUAUUAAGCCACUUCCCACUCGAAUCUCCACCAACCGGCAGUACAAAUCUUAUUGAUCAUUGGGGCUUACGACGUGAUUUUGAUAGAUAUGUCAAACUGCCUAUUCCACCAUCAUUAAGUGACUUUUUAACAGAUAUUCCACUAGUUGAAACAGCACAACACAAAGCCGCAUCGUUUGCCGGCGAUAUACAUGGUGGUGUUGGAACAUUACGUCCUUUAUUAAGUGGUCCUGUCAUUCCCAAAGAGAUUAUUCCACUUACAGAGCAACAAUUAAGUGCAUUUCGUUUACUUCGUGAACCAAUUCUACCUGAUACGUAUCAGAUCUAUACAAGUUCACCGAAAGAGACGCGUUCUGUUCCUCCUACAGACAUUCUUCUUGCUCCCUCAGUUACCAGUUCACUUCCCGGACCAUCUCCACAAGUCCAACGUGUUCUCAAUGAGCAAACUUCGCGUGUAUCACCAGAUGUUAAACGAAAAGCACCGACCGAUGCGGCACCUGUCAUUCAACAACAAACAACAACACCAGUUGCUGGAAUGUUAAAUCGAACCACAAAUAACAACACACCAACAUUGGCAAACAAUGCAAAUCUCCCCUCGACUAGUGGACAUUUGAACGACGAUCAAGAUGAAAUGAAUUUAUCGAAGAGAAAACCCAAAAAAACCAAGAAAGAAAAAAAACUUUAA
Adineta ricciae is the source of this 816-nucleotide messenger RNA. NCBI's taxonomy places the organism in Eukaryota, Metazoa, Rotifera, Eurotatoria, Adinetida, Adinetidae. The record is from the annotation of a GenBank genome assembly.